AAUAGUAACGAGGUGAAAGAAUCUAGUAGCUGUGUAAACGUGCCACAAAUGGUUGAAGGUGACGACAUUCUUAUGAACAGCAAUAUUGCGCAGGGACGCAGUUGCUCAGAGGUAGAGGAUAGUUUGGCUGAUGUGCAGCAAACAAAAGUAGAAAAAGUCGUCAGAUGCUUCGAUUUAAAGUUAGUGGACAGAUUAGAGAAAGCAGCUAAGAUUAUAGAGCAUGAUGAGCCCCAGGAUGUAAAUGUAAAUGUAAUUGCAACUGAUCAGAAUUACUUUAGCUGGAAGAACAUAGAACGAGAUUUAUUAGACGAGGUGUGUGAGCAACCUGUUCAAUGUAAAAUAACUCACCCUGUUAUCAAAGUAAACAUAUCAGGAGUCACUGUGCGUUGUCUGCUUGACAGUGGCAGUGAAGCAAGUGCUUUAUCACAAACAUUUUUUGACACCAUACCCAAUAAAGAGAAGUUAACAGUUAUGAAAGUAAGUGGCUUAAAGAUUAUAGGUGCUACUGGAAAAGUCUCUAGACCAGUUCAACACGAAGCUUUGAUACCCAUUGGUAUAAAUGACGUAGUAAUAGAUCAUCCUUGUUUGAUUGUGCUAGGCUUAAGUGUUGAUAUGUUGAUUGGUACUGAUUUCUUAUCAAAGUACCAGGGAAAGAUCAAUUUUGAUCAGAACAACUUAAUUUUAACUUUACCUGACUCUAAAGUGAUAAGAGAGUCUUUUAUAGGAAGUCAUAUAGGCGGUAGUAAUGAAACUUGGGAACUGCCUAUUAGAGUAAUAAAGAAUAAAGGAUACUUGCAGGAAAAUUUGGUUUUCAGUGAGAAUGAGGAAAGUGCUAAGGUUGAAGAGAGACACAUCCUAAAGGAAAUAGAGGAAAAGGAAUUUAAAAUUAACAGUAAUUAAUUACUGUAGGGAGUCUGCCACUCUUUGGCGGAUACACGGUUUGGCGUACCGUGCAGUCCCAGCUGGGUGAAACUUUAUUUCCUUUUCAAGUUUCAUUCCCUUCUUCUGGUCUAUCAUAACAGGUAAGAAUCACAUAUGUCUUCAUGUUGUAUAUAUGCUAUUAGGUUUUAAGUAUUCUUAGUAAGGAUCUACCUAGUGAAUGGCAAAACAAAAGUCUGAGUACCAAUAAGAGGCAAACAUGGCUAAAAUAAAUAAAUUAAAAUAUUUCAUGUAAUUGUAAAGGGUUAGAAACUACAACUAAGAGAGACACUUUGCAGUAUACGAAGUACGGUAUGAAUAUGAAUAAUCCAUGAGAUUAUGCAGAAGGUAGUAUGUUGCUAGAAAUAAGGUUGUCUGAAGGAAAACAGCGUAAGAAGGUAAUGCUCAUAGAGGCAAGCAAUGGCGUUUUAGAAUUAAAUAAAUGGAGAUGUGUGGAAGUGGUGUGAGGAUCGCACCAAAUAUAUAGAAACAGGACGUCAAUAGGCUGACAAAAGGAAAAGGGAGAAAGAAGUGGAGAAAUGAAGUAUUUUGAAUCUGGAAGAAAA
This is a messenger RNA of Schistocerca gregaria, 1484 nucleotides long. RefSeq lists its product as uncharacterized. Gene Ontology annotation, molecular function: aspartic-type endopeptidase activity. The transcript is spliced from 2 exons. NCBI's taxonomy places the organism in Eukaryota, Metazoa, Arthropoda, Insecta, Orthoptera, Acrididae. Gene Ontology annotation, biological process: proteolysis. Bases 49 to 900 code for a protein of 283 amino acids. The record is from RefSeq and is a predicted model, not a curated record.